This is a messenger RNA of Doryrhamphus excisus (bluestripe pipefish), 4780 nucleotides long. Its product is annotated as aquaporin-11-like. Gene Ontology annotation, molecular function: channel activity. The record is from RefSeq and is a predicted model, not a curated record. Lineage: Eukaryota; Metazoa; Chordata; Actinopteri; Syngnathiformes; Syngnathidae. Gene Ontology annotation, cellular component: cytoplasm.
CCAGACCGGGAUGAGCGACGUGUGGGUCUCCCUGGCGGUGCUGGCAGUCGCGGUGCUCCUCAGCGAGAUCGCCCGCCAGGCGGCCACCCGCGUGCUCCGCGGUACCUCCGGAGCUCUGGCCGCGGAGGUGGCGUCCACCUUCCAGCUCUGCUGCUGCUCGCAUGAGCUCAAGCUGCUCGGGGACACCGCGCGGCUGGAGCCGGCGGUCGGCCUGACGCUUUGCUAUGCCAUCACCGUCGUCCACCUGCUGUCUUUCCGGGGAGCUUCGUGUAAUCCAUGCGGCAUCUUGGAGCGCGUUUGCCGCGGGAGCCGCAGCGUCAGAGCGGCUCUGGCGUUAAUCGCCGGACAGUUCGGCGCCGCGUUGGCCGCGCGGUACGCCGCCGCAGCGGUGUGGUCGCAGGGUCUCUCGGAGAUCCACGUUCGGCACCGGCGCUUUGACUUCAGAUGCUUUGACCCGCUGGGGGGCACCGUUGUGGAAGCCGCUGCCGUGGAGCUGGGCUGCGCCUUCGCCGUCCAGGCGGUGUCUCUGCAUGUUCACAAAGUGGACGAGAAGCUCCGAGUCCCUGUCUUUGCGGCCGUCAUUACCGCACUGGUGUAUGCAGGUGGAAGCAUCUCCGGGGCCUUCUUUAACCCCGUCCUGGCCUUCUCCAUCCAGUUCCCCUGCAGUGGGCACACCUACCUGGAGUACUGCUUCAUUUACUGGCUGGGGCCGGCCUUAGGCAUCGUGAGCUGCAUCCUGCUGUUUGAGAGGAUCCUCCCGUUCCUGUCGGGGAACAGCGCAACGGGCCGGCGCGUUCCCGACGCUGUCGUUCACAAGCACAAGAGCCAGUAGUGUUGUUGGACAGGUUUACCUUGCUCAAGCAUUCAGUCGGGGUUUGAGGUAUUCAACUUAACAUAAAAAAUAUUUAAACGCAGUUUAGUCGGAAAGUAAACACUGCAAAGCACAUAAUGGAUAAGUGCUAGCCAUGCUAGUUUUCUUCAUCUUGCAAUACUGCUUGGUGCCCUCUAGAGGCAAUAGUGAGCGGCUGCAGUAGCAGAGUUUGUGGACUGUUUGAAUACUGCUCCUCUCAACUCGUAUGGACGAAAUGCAAAGCAUCAUUGAAUCACUCUCAAAUGCUACCUGGAAACGGUAUGUUUCAUGUUCAUUAACGUGAUUACGUAUUACGUAUUUGUUCUGCUGAAAACAUGCCAAAACUGUGAAUCGUUUAGUUGUUAGUUUACUCUUAUGACACAUACGAUUUCUUAACCUUUUUUUUGGAAAAAGUUGCUAAUUUAGCAUCACAAUUUUUACUGUGAAUGUAUAUUUUUUAAAACGUUUACAGAGAGCCUUAAUUUUCUGUCGUCAUUACGUCUUAACCUUGUAGUCAUGUUAAUUGGCAACGCUGUCGCACAUACGGGAACGCGAGAUCAAUAACACGUAUACAGUCGUCCAUCACGGUUCAAACAUUGCUCCAUCACGCCAUCUAAUCAAUGAAUUCAUGAAUGACUGCUGUUUCUCGGUUGACUAUGGACUAUUCAUUCAUUCAUUCAUUUUCUACCGCUUUUCCUCACGAGGGUCGCGGGGGGUGCUGGAGCCUAUCCAAGCUGUCUUCGGGCGUAAGGCGGGGUACACCCUGGACUGGUCGCCAGCCAGUCACAGGGCACAUAUAGACAAACAACCAUUCACACUCACAUUCAUACCUAUGGACAAUUUGGAGUGGCCAAUUAACCUAGCAUGUUUUUGGAAUGUGGGAGGAAACCGGAGUACCCGGAGAAAACCCACGCAUGCACGGGGAGAACAUGCAAACUCCACACAGAGAUGCCCGAGGGUGGAAUUGAACCCUGGUCUCCUAGCGCUAACCCCUAGACCACCAUGCCGCCCACUAUGGACUAUUAUUAGUCCAAAAAUAUUGAAAGACAAGUUAUAUGUAGUACUCUGGUCAGUUGUCAGUUUCUCAAUAGUAUUUCAAAUCGGGGGGGUGUGGGGGUGCGAAACCAUUUCUGUCCCCCAGUCGGAGCAUGACAGAAAAUAAUCGGGAACCAAUGCAUUACCUGGAGUCAGCCAUGGCAUGUCCGACACGAUAGAGUAAAAAAGCUCUCCCAUUCCGUGUGGAAGUGGUAAGGUUUUGGCUUAUUUUGUCCUUCUUCCCCAUUCCGCUUCAAACCCUUUCUCAAGUUUAUAUAAAUUGGAAGCUAAUUAGCUCGCUCAGUAGCAUGCUAUGUUUAGGUUGUGUCCCUGCAGUGAUCCCAAUAGCUUGCACAUUACAGUUGAGCAGUGUGGUGUAAUUAUAGGCGUGUAAAGGUGACUAUAGGGGUGUUAUUUCAUGUCUACAGGAGGCUAAUAAUGGUAAAUAUCAUAUUUAGAAAGUCAUAAACAGAUUUUCUGUGCUCUAACUGGGAAAAUAUUCAAUUUAUUAAUAUUGAAUCUUGAACUUUGGGGAAAUUCACUUAUUGUGUUUGGGUCUGGAAUCCCUUAACUGCGAUAAAUGAGGGACAGCUAAUGCUAGUUUUUUAGGUUGGAUGAACACCUAACAACACGCUUUGAGCACAAAGAAAGGGUGAAAAAAAACCAUUUCAGACUUUACAACAUUUAAGUAGCAUUCAAAGUGAAGGCGCAGGCUGAAAUACGAUGGAAUCCCUUUCACGAACUCGGGAAUCGUAAAACGUUGGUUGAAUAAGGUUAAGUUUAACUUUUAGUUGUAGGAAUAAGUCAAAUAUCUGUGGCUAAUUACCUUGUACUGUUGGAGUCGGUCACGUCCUUUGUUGAUUUUAUUGCUAAUUUGUGGUUUUUAAGGGCUUGCCUAUGCAUCGGUUAGCAUCUGCCCCAGUUAGCAAAUGUAUGCCAUCAUUUUGCCUCAGCUCUCUGUGCCUGUCCACAUGGGAACAUUUUCAGGUGGAAAGUAUUUGGUCUUUUUAGCCUUUCAUCCACAUGGGAACGAUAUUCUGGGUGCCCUGCAACGGCAUGCAACAUUGCCAUAUCGCUUCUGUGCGGCUCAGCAAAUCACAAUUUAAAAAAAAAAAAAUUUUUUUGUACUAGACUUCGAAGCUAACGCCCUGGGUUCAAAUCCCCACUAGUAUCCAUCAUUGGUAUUCGUCAGGAAGGGCAUCCGGAAUAUAAAGUGCUCAAGCCAAAAUCAGUAUGCGGGUCAAAAAAUCCGCUGUGGCGACUCGGAAAUCAGGAAAGGAGUAAUUCCACUUCGUCGUAAGGCUCAACAAGCUGGAAAAGUGAAAUACGAUGGACUUAAUGUGCAUGUGUUUUUCUUCUUCUAUUGUUUUGUUGUGGCGUGGUUCUGUGUGCCCCGUAGGUAGGUGGGGUUUGUGUAAUACAAUGUAGGUGCCAUUUUUUUCAGUCCGCCAAAAAAAUAAAUCCCAGGAGCAUUCCCAUGUGGACAGGGUCUCAGUGAAAACUGCUUUAAAAAAUAGUUUGUCGCGGAAUACCAUAUUUUGUAAUGUGAUCAAGUAAAAUAGUCAUUUUUCAUGUGUGUGGUGAAUCAUGUUAUGGUUUUGUCAUCGAUCACGUAUUUCAUCACGUAAUGCUAACCCAUUCUUCAGGGUGAAUUUCACGAAUUAAGGAAACUCCAAAAACAGAAAACGUAAAAAAAAAAAAAAUCAUAAUAAUCGUAAAUCGUAAAAUAAUCGUUUUUGUCACUAAUCACAACUAUUGAGUAUUUUAUUGUCCUUAAGGGUAAAUUCAUGAAAGCGCUUGCCUAUGCAUCAGUUGGCAUCCGCCCCAGUUAGCAGGUUUUUCAUUUAACGUUGAAAAUUUACGCCAUAACUUUGUGCCCCAGUUUGUGUACAUUUUCCGGUUUGCAUACAAUAUGACGUGCGUCUUGUCAAGUUAUUAAUACUCUGCUAUGAGUCCAACUGUGUUCUUCAUGUAACGCCAUGUUAGCACCCUUAGCUUGCUAACAAAAUGGCAACCGGGUCCGGAAGUCAGCUAUGUCGGCCUCUGUGUCAUUAGUGGGUGACUCUCAAAAAAUGUAUUUAUAUUUUUACUCACAUUUUGUAUUUGCUGAACAUUUGGGGGCAAGUUUAAAAGCUAAUAAUAAAGAAAAAUAGUAAUACAAAAAUAAGCUUGGAUGAUUGUAUUAUUUUAAAUUAUGGCCAAUAGUUCCAAAAUCAAUAUCUUUUUACAUAAAAUUUUAUGUAAUUAUCGUUGUCGAUAUUAUCGAAUCAUUUACCACAAAGAGAAUUCCUCUACCUAUUAUAAAAAUAAAAAUGUAUUUCUAUCUGCGAUUAAUGCGAUUAAUUGUGAAUCAACUAUGGAUGAAAUGCAAUUAAUUCCAAUCAAAGUUUUGAAGCGAUUAACAGCCCUAAUUUUUAUACUUGUUUUAGAAAACAAUUCUGAAUACACAUAAAGGCUACAUUUUCCCAUUUGUAAAUAUCUAAAAUUAAUAUAUAUAAAAACAAGGGAUGUCUGAUAUUGGCUUUUUUGCAUAAAAAACAAUAUGCCCAUAUUGUCCAAGUCUUAUGUCUCCUAUUAUAUCUGCUAUAUUGCAUAAUAGGAGCUUAAAGGUGACUAUAGAGGGAUGGUAUUUCAUGUUUAUGUUGUUACAAUCCAUUUUUGCCAAAGGUCAUUGAUUGACACUUAACUAUGUCCCUUCUGUUAAACUGCUGAAUGUACAUUUUUGGUAGUAACAAAAAUAGCUUUAAAGUUUGUUUACAAUUUCAAAUGAUGCCUCAUACGAGUACGAGCAGCGUUUCAUAAGGAAUGUCUGUACUGAUUGUUGUAAGAUAUUUUUGUAUGAUGUUAUUUAGCAAUAGGACAUAUUUUAAAUAAACUGAAUUUUCAAAAGGUUAA